This is a messenger RNA of Centruroides sculpturatus (bark scorpion), 1246 nucleotides long. Its product is annotated as neprilysin-3-like. Gene Ontology annotation, biological process: protein processing. Lineage: Eukaryota; Metazoa; Arthropoda; Arachnida; Scorpiones; Buthidae. Gene Ontology annotation, cellular component: plasma membrane. The transcript is spliced from 8 exons. The record is from RefSeq and is a predicted model, not a curated record. The coding region runs from base 61 to 954 and encodes 297 amino acids. Gene Ontology annotation, molecular function: metalloendopeptidase activity.
AAUUUCUUUAGAGUGAAAGGAAAACAAAUAUACACUGAAGGAACGAGUAUUCGUAUAUUUAUGUAUUGUAUUUUAGUGCUUAUCAUCAUUAUAUUCGUCUUCGGAUCAUUUAUGAUUUAUCAGAAAACGAAAAGUUCCUCAUUACCAUGUAUUUCUGCUUCUUGCGUGGAUGCUGCAAUUGACAUUUUGCUUUGGAUUGACGAAUCUAUUGACCCAUGUGAAGACUUUUAUUCCUUUGUUUGUGGUCAAAAACAGAAAAAUUCAUGGAAACAAGGAAUAAUUUCCAAUAAGAUAAUAGAAAAACAGCGGAAAAUAGAUAAUGUUUUAAUAAACAUAUUUAAUAAAAAAAUGAUGAAUUUGACAGCAUCAAUUUCUCGAAAGGCCUUAAAUUAUUAUCAAUUCUGUCUUUAUCCAUAUAAAAGGAAUGAGAAAAAUAUGAUAUCUUACAUGAUAAAGGAAUUUGGGGGAUGGCCCAUAUUGAGAAAUUGGAAGGAAACCGGAUUUCUAUUCAGUGCGGUGGCAUCAGUAACUAAGUUAUCCAAACAUGGCCUUUUUGAAGUGGGAGUAACUUUAAACGGCAAAAAUAAAGCUGAAAAUAUAUUAAUGAUUAAACGUGUUCCGUCAGAUGACGUCACAAAUCAAACGAUAAUAGGUUUGACAUCAUAUCCUUCCGCCUAUCUCACCGCUUUUGAAAUCGAAGAAUUAGAACAAUUGCACGAAGCAAGAAAUUUUGAAGACGAAACUGAUCCUUACGGUUCACUAGAAAUAAUGACUAUUAAAGAAUUCGGCAAAAGAACCACAUUUGACAAAUGGAUCGACUUUUUUAAUAAAGUAUUAGAAGAUGCCAACAAGACUGUUACUGAGAGUGACGCCAUAGCAGUGUACAACGUCAAUUAUUUUAAAAAUCUUAUCGUGACCAUAAAUACAAAAUACAUUAGCGAAAGGUUAAGUUAAAUAAAUUAUAAUAUUACUAAAUAAAUUAAUAUAUAACAAUUUUAGAAAAAGAAUAUUUCACUCGGAGUGAGUACAAUUUCCUCAAGUUGCAGCUAAUAUUCGUAGAAUAGAAUAAUUAACCUAACGUUUAUCGUAUAUGGAUCAUAAUUAGUUAAGAUUUUAAAGUUGUAAAGAUUGGGAUCAAUUGAAAUUAUGCAUGAAAUAAUUCAAAAUUUACUGAUUUGGCUGUAAACGUUAAUUAAAACUUCUAAACUAUUGGGAAUUAACUAAUGAUUUUACUAAGUAAUACAUG